GCCAGGCCAAAUACAACCCAACAAAACCUAGAAAUAUAAAAAUCUUAUAGUCAGAUUCACCCAUCCGUGCAGAUAUAAAUUAAACUUUAAUAAUAAUAAUAAUAAUAACAAUGAAAUAAAAUUCAAGAAAAAUAAAAUAAAUAAAACCAGAAGACCAACUGGGUAAGUGUGAGCACCACAUCCUCUCUUCUCUUCCUUUUCACAGUUUCAAGAAAAUCUUCCAAUCUCCCUUCUGUCUCUCUCUCCCUCUCUCUUUAUCACAAUAAGUAAGAGAGCAGCUAAACUAGACACAACAAGUUUCAACAUGAAGCUACCUACAAAAUCCAUAUCUAGUCCGGGUCGGGCUGAGAAGUACCCGCCGCCAUUGAUGAGAUUUUUGAGAAGCAAUGUUGCUAGCAGAAGCAGAGGCAGGUCACGUUCAAGCCCUAUGUUCGUUAGAAAGAAGAACGCCGCUAUGGAAACUCAAGAACCCUCUUCUCCAAAAGUCACUUGCAUGGGCCAAGUUCGAGACAAGCGUUCAAAGAAAGCAAAGACGACUCGACCCGCUGAAACCAAAAGCCGCUGUAAAUGGAUCCGCAACCUCCUUUCUUGUCAAAACUUGAGUGGAAAGCUCAAGCCCAAGUGUUGUAAACCUUCUUGGCGCAAAUGGGUUAUUUUCUUUCAUUUGGGUUCUAAGAGGAAAACUAAAUUUAAAGAGAAUUUAUCAGAGGUUGAACCGAAUUUUAGUAAGAGAAGUGAACAUUUGGUGCAAGAAGAAGAAGAAGAUGAAGAUAAUAGAGAAACUAAGGUUUAUGUUUCUACGGCUACUUCACCACCAAAGAAUGCUCUGUUAUUGACUAGAAGCAGAUCUGCGCCGUAUAGAUCUUCUUCUUUAGCUAGUAUAUUUUGGGGGUCAUCCUUUGAAAGUGAAGAAACAGAGCAAAAACAGAGCACAGAGCAAGAAAAUACAGAAGAUGACAGUCCAAUAUCGAAAAGAGAGUCUGUGUGUAAAGAAUCCGAUCAAGAAUCGAGAUUGGAUCCAGAAAUUCAGGAAAAGAUUAAACUUUUCAAAGAAUUUGAAGGUCCAGUUACUUCAAUUAGAGAAAGAAUAAUGAACUUUGCAAAAAUUGAAGAAUUAAAAACAGAGAAAAGUGUCACUGAACGUCCUCUGAUACUUACAAGGUGUAAAUCAGAACCAGCAAGAACAGCAGAGAAAGUUGAUCCAGAGCUGAGUUUCUGGAAGAAGAGAAGGUUGGGUUACACAUGACUAAAUAAUUAAUUACACAUUUCUUUUUUUCUUUUUUGUUUAUUUUCAAUUUCUUUUACUUGAAACUCGAAAAUAUAAUUACUAUUCUUACUUUUAAAUCUUUGUUAUUUUAUAAUCUGGAGCUCUAUGAGAGAAUCUCUAUGGCUCUCUCUAGCAACAUUAUAAAGAAAAAAAAUGAAUUGGCAGUGCAGAGAAAGAUGAAAGUCAUGAAGCAAUGAAAUUUAUUCUUUCUUUGUUUGUUAAUCUUAAUAUCAAAUACUCUGUAUUUAUGUUUUUAUUUUUUGGCAAUUUCACGGAACUGUUGGUAUUGUUUGUUA
Molecule: messenger RNA, 1563 nt
Organism: Jatropha curcas
Lineage: Eukaryota; Viridiplantae; Streptophyta; Magnoliopsida; Malpighiales; Euphorbiaceae
Source: RefSeq, a predicted model, not a curated record